UGCGAGGUCGAGCCAAAGAAAUGUAGACACUCCUGCUCCUGAAUCCAGCCCUGGUGUUCCUGCUCUCCACUCUCUUUGUCCCCGGAACUUCUCCUCUCUCCUGGGUGUCUACUGUCUACCAGCGCCUCCAGCCUGCAUUUGGAUCGCUGUAGGACGAUUAUACAGUCCACUGUCCCGACCCGCAAAAACCACGGCCUCCAAGCGUGUGGACAGAAGGCGAGAAAAGGACCGAAAGAAUAAGACCCCUUUGCCAUUUAUUCCCCGCCGGUGGUUAAUACUGUCGUCGAAACGGAUGAGCCAUCUUUUGGGAUUCUUCUCUGCAGUGCAAAAAGUUUUUUAAACUCUUCCAAACUUUGUUUGGGCUCUUCUACGUGUCUUUAGACGACCCUGGAACUCGACAUUUUUCUUGAACACCUUCUCCGUUUCAGGGAAUAAGUUAGAGCGUGUGUUUUCCAGCGGUUUUCGGUGAUUUUGAUUUUGCUCCCUCUCUGUUGAGUCAAUGAAGCUGUUGAGCUGAAGGAAACCAACGUGUCUCCAUGAGGAACAUUAGUGUAGCGCAUACUUAGAUUACAGCACUGCUGGAAACUUUUUGCACUCACCGAUCAGAUUAUUUUAUCUUUUAUUUUUUGUUUGGUUUUUUGUUUUUUGUUUGUUUGUCUGAAACUGACAACAUGAAGACGCCGCUGUUGCUGUGUGUGCUUAGCACGCUGGUCGUGUUUUGUGUGUCGGCCACGGCGGAGCAAAAGUCGAAAAACUGCAACGAUGUUCGCGCUGCUUACAGCUCCAAAGGCUUCAACGUCAACGAUGUUCCCAACAAAGGAGUUAACGGAGCGUCAUUGAAAGUCUGUCCGCAGGGUUUCUCCUGCUGCACCGUGGAGAUGGAGGAGAAGCUGAGCCAGCAGAGUCACUACGAUAUCAAAGCCCCUGUCUCCAGGCUUAGCAGCAAUCUACAGUCGACCUUUCGACAGAGGCAUGAGCACUUUGACAAGUUCUUCCGGGAACUUUUGAAAAAUGCAGAGGAGUCACUGCACAGCAUGUUUGUACGAACCUAUGGGUUGAUGUACGUGCAGAAUGCCGAGCUGUUCAAGAACUUCUUCCAGGCCCUGACGCGGUACUACGUGUCCGGCAGCGCGGCUGUAAACCUGGAGUCCAUGUUGUCAGACUUUUGGGCUGACCUCCUGGAGAGGAUGUUCCGGUUGGUCAACGUGCAAUAUGAAUUCAGUGACGCCUACAUGGAGUGUGUCAGUCGCCACACCGAGCAGCUGCAGCCUUUUGGGGACGUGCCUCGCAAGCUCCGCAUCCAGUUGACGCGCGCUUUUGUCGCCGCGCGCACAUUUGUGCGCGGCUUAAACCUCAUGCCGGAGGUGGUCCACAAAGUUUCAACGGUCAGCGCGUCUCCCAGCUGUGUGCGAGCCGCCAUGAAGAUGUUGUACUGUCCCUACUGUUCGGGCCAAGUGGCACUGAAGCCCUGCCAGAAUUAUUGUCUGAAUGUGAUGCGGGGCUGUUUGGCCAAUCAGGCAGACCUGGAUACAGAGUGGAACAACUUUCUUGAUGCUAUGCUCGCUCUGGUUGAGAGGCUGGAGGGUCCUUUCAAUUUCGAGUCUGUCAUGGAUCCCAUUGAUGUGAAGAUUUCCGACGCUAUCAUGAACAUGCAAGAGAACAGCAUGCAAGUUUCACAGAAAGUAUUCCAUGGAUGUGGCCAGCCUAAACCGAGCAUGGAAUUCCGCUCCAAACGUUCUGCCAAGGACACGGUCUUCACUGGUCGCUUCCGCCCCUAUAACCCUGACGCAAGACCUACCACGGCUGCUGGAACAAGUUUAGAUAGACUGACGAGUGAUGUAAAGAAGAAGUUGAAACACGCCAAGAAAUUUUGGUCCACAUUGCCAGACACUGUUUGUGAUGGUGAGAGAAUUGCACCUGGUGAUGACUGCUGGAAUGGAACAGCAAAAAGCAGGUAUGAGGCGGUUGUCAUUGGCAAUGGGCUGGCCAAUCAGGUGUCCAACCCCGACGUGGAUGUGGACAUCACAAAGCCAGACAUUGUGAUUCGAAGCCAGAUUGCAGUUCUGAAGGAAAUGACAAGUUGGCUGAGAGCUGCGCACAGCGGCAAUGAUAUCUCAAUUGAUAACGACGAGGAAGCCAGCGGCGGAGAGGAGAGUGGCAGCGGCUGCGAUUCUCCAUCCUGUGACAUGGAUCCGGACAUCUACUUCUCCACUCCUCCCAAUCCGGUGGAUCCUCGGGUUAAUCUGGUGCACGGUGAAACAUCAGCUGGUGUAACCCUGCAGGGAAGCGUGGCACUGGCGCUCUGCGGGCUGGCCCUGCUUACUGCUUACUUGAGAUAAAAGUAUUUGGGCCAUGAGAUGAAGAGAAUGACUGAGAAUGAGAACGAUGGAGUUCAGUGGAAAACUGUCAGAAAGACUUUAACAAGACUGCCUUCAGGACCUCGGACAGUCCACCAUUGGGAGGGAGGGAGGAGGGGGGCUCUUCUUAAUAUUACAAUAAUUUCACUUUUAAUUAAUUGUUUGCAUGUUUCGAGGACUACGGUGUACAACAAUCUGAUUCUCAUCCCAAGAAAGCCACCUUUCCCACUAACUAAAACCUUGAUUCCUUCUGGCUCAAUUGGAGCUACGCUAUGGUUGUGCCUGCAGCAUUAGGAAAACUAUGUGUGUCUUAUUUCGUGCAGUUUCUUCUCAUACUUCAGUGUGUGCCUUCUUUGAUGGUGCCGUCUACAAAAUAUAACCAACACAUGGUAUCUAGGACGGAACAGACCUUCUUCAUCACUGGUGUCCAUCCAUCCUACAGACAUCUGCAAAAACAAAAAAAAAAUAGGUUUUAGUAGUUAUAUUAGAGCAGUGAUAAUGAGCGUUCAUUUCUGACAGUCAUUUAUCACUCUGUGUGCAAACUGUGAAUCUCUGUGCAUUUAUGCAUGAACCUCCAACAGCCAGUAUGAAAUUCUGGGAAUGGGGAGUCUCGACUUGUUUCUCCGAACUUAGGGAAACAGUGUCGGCUCUUUGUUCUGUGUUUGCCUUGGAAAGAUAGCAUGUUGUGUCAGGGCUACAGCAUGACUUCAUACAGUCAAUACAAAGAGAGAAGUUACAGCAUUUUUUUUCUUCAGUGGGUGGAAUCAUUCUUCACAAGAGCUUUGAGGGCUCCCUUUGAGUCCAAACCUGCACAGUUUAUAUCGGCUCUGAGCCUAAUCACAGUCUCACGUCUAAGUUUCUCUGUUCAGAUGUUUUGUAGUAAGGUCAUACCUCAUACAUGCUCUCUCUGUCAGUGCAAUCAAGUGACUCUGGAGUUGAAAGUGUCUGGUAGAGAUGUUAUCUGUGGCUGGCGCCCCGCUGAAUGGAGAUCAAGCCUGACAAGGAGCUGGACUCUCCCGGUGUUAUCCCUGAAGACGGCAAAGCUGACAAGUCCCAAAUGCCCCUGUUUUUGUACUGUAAACUCAGUUCGUGACUGAAGAUCUGACUUUGUACAGUCUUACAUGUUUGAAAGUAAUGUGUUUCACACAUUCAUCUAGACAAGAGAACCAAAAGAGAGUGCUUCGAUCAAAAGGAAAAGAUUAUUUUAAUACAGGGUUUUUAUGUUGAAGAGGUGCUGUAUUUUUUAUAGCUAUUUUUGGUAUGAAGAUAUAUAUUAGGUACUACAGUGGGUUUUGAAUGCCACUUUUAGAUGGUUGAACUGGCUAGUGUGCAACUUGUUUGCACAUUUGUACCUCAUACAUGGCCUUUUUCGGUAUAAUUGGACUCCUCGUGAACCAUUUAAAAAAAAUCAAUCCUAAACCUCACAGCCCAUAAUUUCAACUCAUGGAUGAUGUUGAAGUUUUGUCGCAAUUGCAACCAAAAUUAAUACAAUGUGCAGUAGAUUUGUUUUGUUUUGUUUUUUUAAUCUGGGGGCGGGGGGGGGAUCAAUCAUAUAUCCGUAGAGUAAUUGGCAACUUCUAAAGGUAAAAUGAAUUUGAUUUAUUCAAAUUGUGUUUGUCAGGUGCUGAAAUCCCCUUUGUGUCAUAUGUUGUUAGGCCAAAAAGCACAACACAAGACUUUCUGUUCAUUUCAUUAUUCUGAGUUAUCUUUUUCAUUUCAUCUCAACAAUUGAGGUGACACUGUACAGUAACUUACAGUACGUGCAUCUUCCCUGAAACUGACAAAGACUAUCCAUAAUUAACAACAUUCAUUGUCACUUAAACAUCACAGUCUUUCAUUUACAUUUUAGGGUUUUACAUAUGCAAUUUUCAGAUUUUGUUUUUUUGUUUUUAAGUGGCUUUUCCAAGUACCUUGAUGGACCUACAAGAUCUGUCCACAGUAAAGACUGGCAGAAAAUACUGGUCACCGCCUUUUGCCUCCUGUUUGGUUUUGAAAUUGACAGGUUGAUUGUAAGCUCACAUGAAAAUGUCUUCCACAUAAGUGAGCAGUCCAGUCAUGAAGACUGAGAAUGAAACAGUGAGGACAUCACUGUUAAAAAUCUCACUUUGAAGGAACUCCUAUGCAAUCAGUUUAAAAUCACGAAGCCUUUACUUAAAAUAAUUAAGCCUGAGCUUCUGCAAUUGAAUUUGGCAUUGCUGUACUUUAAUUUGACCGACAUGGUAUAUUACUAACAUUUCUUUUAGUGCUUAUGCAAGUCUUUCCGCUCAUGUAGAAGAGUUGCAUUGAGUGACGAAUACCCCUCCAAAAAAAACGAACUUUCAGAUUAAGUGCUUUGGAAAAUGAUGGUAAAUGUCUGUGCUUGCGGGCCGGGCCGCAGGAGCAUUUUCCAGCUGGCAGGAGUUGGUCCCGGUGCAGGAUGACGUGUUUUUGAACCACAAAACAACUUCAGUCUCGGGACGAAGUUGAGUUGGACAGGUGUUGGUAGUCUUUGAUCUGUCUUCGGCCUACAAAGAAACUGAAUGGACUCAAUCAUCUCUGAGGAGAGAAUGUGUGAACAACUGAAAAGAAUAAGAGAAGUGUAAAUAAAGAGCAGCCAUUUUAGAUGUCUCUGAAAGAGGCCGUAACAUUACAACAGAUUUAUACAUGUCAGAGUAUCUCCUAAAUGUUAUGGAAAAACAAGAUGAGAUAGAUGUUGAAUUGUAAGAAAAAAAUGUAUAUUAAACAUUUCUUAGUCUUGUUGAAAUAAAGACUGCCAAUAUUUAACUGAU
This is a messenger RNA of Hippocampus comes (tiger tail seahorse), 5125 nucleotides long. It is a transcript of the gene gpc4, whose product is annotated as glypican 4. The transcript is spliced from 9 exons. NCBI's taxonomy places the organism in Eukaryota, Metazoa, Chordata, Actinopteri, Syngnathiformes, Syngnathidae. Gene Ontology annotation, cellular component: plasma membrane; synapse; extracellular region. Gene Ontology annotation, biological process: cell migration; regulation of signal transduction; regulation of protein localization to membrane. The coding region runs from base 672 to 2339 and encodes 555 amino acids. The record is from RefSeq and is a predicted model, not a curated record.